UAAGUUGUCAAAAAACACCACAAAUAAUGUCAAUAUUUACACUUGUUUAGGCAUGUCAACGACAAAAAGGAAAUCAUUGACUACCACAACAGAGUCUUAUUUGUAUCGUAGAACAAGUGAAAGACGCUAUCGUAAUCAAAGGCCAUCAUUGACAUCUCAGCCUUCAUCUGACACGUGGAUGCCUACGAGGACAAUAACACCUGAAGACGAAGAUGAAGAAAUGCCAUUAAAAGGGGAAUCACAGCAUACAUUUUCAUGGCAAUAUUUAUCAAUGAAACAGAACCCACGUAUCAAAAGAAAUGCAAUGCAUGCAUAUAUUACAUAUAUGAUAUAUACAGAUAUGGCCAAUGAACAGCGUACAAAGCAAAAUCAUAACAGUAACAGUACUAACAGCAGCAACAGCAGCAGUAAUAACAGUAGCCAUCAUAAUCAUAAGAAUGUAUAUAGCAAGGAUGUGACCAACAACAACAACAGUAACAACUGGUACAUGCAAUCCUAUCGUCUACCACCUUCACCAAGACAACGGCAUGAUGCUGUCUUACCACCUCCGACCGACACACCUAAUAACAGUAUUAUCGGUCGUCCAUUAACAGAUUUCUUAUUUGACAAUCAUCGUCCGUCGUCAUCGUCUAUUUUGCCACCCCCAAAUAACGCCAGAGCGUUUUAGUAAAUAUUGUCCAUAAAAUAAAAAUGUCGUGAGGUGUAUAACUCGACCCAAACCUUUCUUAUUUUAUCUGUGGCACUAUUUCUUAAGGUAGUAGGACAGAGAACCUUAUGCAUGUCUUUCUCUUUUUCUUUCUCUAUGACCUUUCUAUUAAACAAGAAUAUUUAUAAAAGGGAAAGAUAAUCAAAUAAAUAUGCUGAUUAUCAUGACACACAGACAUAUGGAAAGGGUUCUCUAGCGCUAAUAAUCGCCCAUUCAAAAGGAAGCACACAACAACAACAUUAUGCAACAUGCACUGACACACAAAACUUUCGGAGAGAAAAAAAAAAGAAACCCUGCUGAAAGAUCACUAGCACACAAUUACCCAUUUAUAGUAUUGACUCUUACCGCG
This is a messenger RNA of Rhizopus microsporus ATCC 52813, 1055 nucleotides long. RefSeq lists its product as uncharacterized. The coding region runs from base 53 to 667 and encodes 204 amino acids. The record is from RefSeq and is a predicted model, not a curated record. Lineage: Eukaryota; Fungi; Mucoromycota; Mucoromycetes; Mucorales; Rhizopodaceae. The transcript has 4 exons.